Molecule: messenger RNA, 5379 nt
Organism: Rhinolophus ferrumequinum (greater horseshoe bat)
Lineage: Eukaryota; Metazoa; Chordata; Mammalia; Chiroptera; Rhinolophidae
Gene: PPARGC1B
Product: PPARG coactivator 1 beta
Exons: 12
Coding region: 604-3654 (1016 amino acids)
Biological process (GO): positive regulation of transcription by RNA polymerase II
Cellular component (GO): nucleus
Molecular function (GO): transcription factor binding; RNA binding
Source: RefSeq, a predicted model, not a curated record
AAAAAAUGCCACCCCUUCCAAGAAGCCUUCCCUGAUUUCUCCACCUUUGACCUAUGGUAUCCCUUCUUCUCUGGCCUUGCAGCCCCGGUAGAGAAACUCAAGCCUCCGGGGCAGUCAGAUCUUAGCUUUGCCUUUUUGCUAUUGAAGUGCACUGUGGCUUCAAACAAGGUCCUCUGCUUUCCCGGGCCUCAGUUUCCCCAGCAGUGCAGAAGCAGGUUGUCUCGAAGGACCCGCCCAACGCUAAGGCAACGUGAUUCGCUCUGGCAAAAGCGGGGGGCUACCCGCAUUGCUGCGCAGGCAUCGGGCUGCAGGCUGGGCACCGUCACCGGGCUGCGGGCGCUUUCCUCCCGGCUAGGGGCUGCCAGCGAGGAUCACCGCUCCAGACGUGGCGCAGGAAAGUGGGGGCGCGACUCCCGGCUCGCUCAGGCACCGCGCGGCCCCGCCCCCGCAGCCAGCGGCCCUGCGGCAGCCGGGGCCUGAGCUCCGCCCUCCGCCUCCCGCGGGCCUCGCUCCCUCCUCCCGCCUUCCUCGCUAGCUCGCUGGUUCCCUCCCCCCGGCCCGCUCGGCGCUGACUCCGCGGCACGCUGCAGCCGCGGCUGGAAGAUGGCGGGGAACGACUGCGGCGCGCUGCUGGACGAAGAGCUCUCCUCCUUCUUCCUCAACUAUCUCGCCGACACGCAGGGUGUGGGAUCCGGAGACGAGCAACUCUGCGCCGACUUUCCGGAGCUCGACCUCUCCCAGCUGGAUGCCAGUGACUUCGACUCUGCCACCUGCUUCGGGGAGCUGCAGUGGUGCGCCGAGAGCUCGGAGACCGAAGCCAGCCCGUACGGCCCCGACGACUCGGAGCUCUUCCAGAUAAUUGACAGUGAGAAUGAGGCCCUCCUGGCUGCGCUCACCAAGACCCUGGAUGACAUCCCCGAAGAUGACGUGGGUCUGGCCGCUUUCCCGGCCCUGGACGGUGGAGACGCACUCUCCUGUACUUCAGUUUCGCCUGCCCCCUCAUCUGCGCCCCCCAGCCCCUCUCUGGAGAGUCCCCCCGCCCUGGCCCCCGAGGUGGAUGAGCUGUCGUUGCUGCAGAAGCUCCUGCUCGCCACAUCCUACCCAGCGUCAAACUCCGACCUCCAGAAGGAAGGUACCGCCUGGCGCCAGGCAGGCCUCAGGUCCAAAAGUCAGCGACCUUGUGUCAAGAUGGACAGCAUCCAAGACAAGAAGGCUCCCACAGUGCAGUCUCAAAGCCGGAGUUGUACAGAACUGCAUAAGCACCUCACCUCGGUGCCGUCCUGCCUGCAGGCUAAAGCCCACUCCCCGGAAAGGGGCCUGCAGCCACCAGCCCCCCUGAGUCCCCAGCUCCCUGCCAAGGAGGACGAGAAGCCGGGCGAGGACUGCCCGAGCUCCCAGCCAGCUGCAGCCUCUGCCCGGGACUCCCAAGCGCCGGGCAGGGCAGGCCCCAGCGCCCAAGUUUCACCAGAGGACAUGCAGGCAGUGGUGCACCUCAUUCGCUACAUGCACACCUACUGCCUCCCCCAGAGGAAGCUGCCCCCACAGGCCACAGAGCCAGCCCCUCAGCCCUGCAGCAAUCCCUCCAAGCAGGUCAGACCCUGGGCCCGGUUCCAGCACCCUUCCAAAGCCUCCUGGGCUGAGUUCUCCAUCCUGAGGGAACUUCUGGCUCAAGAUGUCCUCUGUGAUGUCAGCAAACCCUACCGCCUGGCCACGCCGGUCUAUGCCUCCCUCACGCCCCGGCCCAAAGACAGCCAGGCCUCCCCUGGCCACCCAUCCCCGGUGGAAGAGGUUAGGAUAGCAGCUUCUCCCAAGAGCACCGGGCCCAGACCCAGCCUGCGCCCACUGCGGCUGGAGGUGAAAGGGCAUGUCCGCAGGUCAGCAAAGCUGCAGCAAGAGGAGGAAGAUGAAGAGGAAGAGGAGGAGGAGGAGGAAGAAAAAGAAGAGGAGGAGGAAGAAUGGGGCCGGAAAAGGCCAGGCCGAGGCUUGCCAUGGACCAAGCUGGGGAGGAAGCUGGAGAGCUCGGUGUGCCCCGUGCGGCGUUCCAGGAGACUGAACCCCGAGCUGGGUCCCUGGCUGACAUUCACCGAUGAAUCACUGGUCUCCACGGAGCCCCAAGGAUCUCUGGCCUCGCUGGGUCUGGCUCCCGAGGCCUAUGACACAGAGGGGGAGCUGGGCAGCCCCACGGAUGAGGACAGUGGCCAAGACCAGCGGCAACUCCGGGGACCCCAGAUCCCGGCUCUGGAGAGUCCCUGUGAGAGUGGGUGUGGGGACACAGAUGAAGAUCCUAGCUGCCCGCGGCUCCCUUCCAGAGACUCUCCCAGGUGCCUCAUGCUGACCUUGUCGCAAAGUGACCCUCCUUUUGGCAAGAAGAGCUUUGAGGAGACCUUGACGGUGGAGCUCUGUGGCACAGCAGGACUCACCCCACCCACCACACCUCCCUACAAGCCCACAGAAGAGGACCCCUUCAAGCCAGACAUUAAGCACAGCCCAGGCAAAGGCAUAGCUUCCAGCCUCCCCACCCCAGAGGGCCUCCAGCUCAGGGCUGCCACAGGGGCGGCCCACAAGCUGCCAAAGAAGCACCCCGAGCGGAGUGAGCUCUUGUCUCACCUGCGGCAUGCCACAGCCCAGGCAGCUUCCCAGGCUGGUCAGAAGCGUCCUUUCUCCUGUUCCUUUGGAGACCACGACUACUGCCAGGUGCUCAAGCCAGAGGGCGCCCUGCAGCGGAAGGUGCUGAGGUCCUGGGAGCCGUCUGGGGUCCACCUUGAGGACUGGCCCCAGCGAGGUGCCCCACUGGCUGAGGCACAGGCCUCUGGCAGGGAGGAAAACAGAAGCUGGGAUGCAGUCGCACUCCCCAAGGACAGCCUGCUGCUAAGAGACCAUGAGAUCCGUGCCAGCCUCACCAAGCACUUUGGGCUCCUGGAGACUGCCCUAGAGGAUGAAGACCUGGCCUCCUGCAAGAGCCCCGAAUAUGACACUGUCUUUGAAGACAGCAGCAGCAGCAGUGGCGAGAGCUUCCUCCUGGAAGAGGAAGAGGAGGAUGACGAUGAAGAGGACUCAGGGGUCAGCCCCCCUCGCUCUGACCACUGCCCCUACCAGAGCCCACCAAGCAAGGCCAGUCGGCAGCUCUGUUCCCGCAGCCGCUCCAGUUCUGGCUCCUCAUCCUGCUGCUCCCGGUCACCAGCCACUCGAAGGACCUUCAGAUGUGAGAGCAGAGGGCCAUGUUCAGACGGAACGCCAAGCGUCCGGCACGCAAGGAAGCGGCGGGAAAAGGCCAUUGGCGAAGGCCGCAUGGUGUACAUUCGAAAUCUCUCCAGCAACAUGAGCUCCCGCGAGCUGAAGAGGCGCUUUGAAGUGUUCGGUGAGAUCGUAGAGUGCCAGGUGCUGACGAGAAGCAAGAGAGGUGAGAAGUAUGGCUUCAUUACUUACCGGUGUUCUGAGCAUGCUGCCCUCUCCCUGAGGAAUGGCGCAACCCUGCGGAAACGCAACGAGCCGUCCUUCCAGCUGAGCUAUGGAGGCCUCCGGCACUUCUGUUGGCCCAGAUACACUGACUACGAUUCCAAUUCAGAAGAGGCCCUUCCUGCGUCAGUGAAAAACAAAUAUGAAGCCAUGGAUUUUGACAGCUUACUGAAGGAGGCCCAGAAGAGCCUGCAUUGAUAACAGCCUUAACCUUCGAGGAAUACCUCAAUACCUCAGACAAGGCCCUUUCAAUAUGUUUACGUUUUCAAAGAAAAUAAGUAUUGAGAAGGAGAGAGAGCGCGAGCGCGUGAGAGAACACACGUGAGCGAGAGAGACUUGAAACUGCUGUCCUUUAAAAAAAAAAAAAAAUCAAUGUUUACAUUGAACAAAGCUGCUUCUGUCUGUGAGUUUCCAUGGUGUCGACGUUCCACUGCCACAUUAGUGUCCUCGCUUCCGACGGGUUGUCCUGGGUACAUCUUCAAGUGCUGGUUCAGUCACCCAUGUCCCCUUCCUUCCGACCGACUUCCUCUCGUAGACGUGCAGCCGUGUCACCAUAACAUUUCUUGUCUGUAGUGUGUGAUGAUGAAAUUGUUACUUGUGAAUAGAAUCAGGAUUAUAAACUCAUUUUAAUUGAAGAAAAAAAAAGUAUAUCCUUAAGAUAAUGUAUUUAUGGCUCAGACGUGCUGUGCCUGGGGUUAUUGUGUUGCUUCCUUGAUUUUUUACCUAUGCACUGUCAUACAGAGGUUGUUCGCCACUGAGCUGCUCUGCUCCCAUUUGCCAGAAUGCCCCAGAGGUGCUGGGUGGCUGGUAGGCUGAGGCCCAGGGAAGUGCAGCCUGUAGCCCCAACGAGGAGCGUGGAAAGAUGUUUCUGGGUCUUUUCUGCCAAGGCCUGUCCUAUCUCUCAUUGCGCGAGUUUAGGUCAGUUACAGUCGGAGCUCUCAUCUGGUGCCCAGCUCACACUUAGAGUUUCUGCCUGGCCAUGUGUCCUUCCAAGAGGCCAAGAUCUUUGCAGACCUUAUGAGGAAGGCGGGGCGAGCUGCAUUUUCCUGUUUCUUCAGGUGAGGCAGGCAGUGCCCCAAGAGGCAAAAUGACUUGCCCGGGGUCCCACAGCCAGGGAGAGGGGCAGAGCAGUGACCCAGACGAGGCCUCCUGAUUGCUGGUCCCAUGUGCUUGCAGUAGCUGGGGUAAAGAUGUGUAGUCUGGGGGCCUUCUCCCUAGAGGUGAGCGCAGCAUUGUGGGGCAGCAGGCUAGAAGCUUUCAGGCUCACUGUGGAGUCAAGGCAACAGCUGCUGACUGCCAGCCUUAGGUGAGUUCAAGCUCUGGUGUGUGUUUUGAUCCAGGGGUCCUGUGGUUUGCCUGCACUUGUGGACAUGCCAUUAGAGCUUCAAGUGACACACCUGGAGUGGCCAGUCACCAACCCAUAUUACUCCCUUCGGCUGUCUUUCCCUUUCCUCAUCUGUAAAGCUUUUUGGUGGCUUGGGAAGGGGGAGCAGGAAGAGAGGGUGAGGUUGGGGACAGAUAGACAAUCUCCAAGCUCCUUUUCAACUUUGAAAACAUUCUAAUUGGGUGUUACUUUAAAAUUUGUGUUCUUGAGUGAUGACAAAGCCUUGUCCAGCUUGGAUGUUCUGCAGGUGCCUUGGGGGCCAUUCAUGAGGGAAAUAGGGCCAGGCAGGGUGUGACGCGAGCACGUUGCCUCUGCUUCAGACAGAGCAGCUCCAACUUGAUCUCUUUCAGACAUCAGGGUUCCUUGGGAAAAUUGCAUAUUUAAGAAGAAAAGAUAAAAAAUCCUGCUGCUUUAAAAAAGUGUGAAAUUGACUCAUGAGACUAAACAAGCUAAUGUAUCUAUUGCUAAUGCCGGGCCUAGUCCUUGAGAAUUACUAGCUAAUUUUUUUUUUUUUUUUUUAAGAUUUUUCAAAUACCUCA